GAGGAGGAGCGUAUACACCUAUUACGUCAUGUAUUAGUCUCAAGAACAGAUUUAUUGUCCUCUGGAGAAUCACUGCUAGGGUGUGUAUAUAUGCCAGUGUGUGUGUUGGGCUGGACUCACAAGAGAAAGAGAGAGAAAGCUGACAAGAGAGGAUAUUUUCUACAACUGCUCAACCAACAUGUCUCAGCCAGGGCAGGAAGAAGAUGAAAUGCAGCGUCCUGAGGUGAGCGAAGAGGAUCUGACUGAAACAAUAAACAAACUUGGCAGAAGUGGGCCGGCGAAGAGCAAGACGACUGAAGUUAUGCAGGAGUGCGAGAAAGUUGGUAAAGCAGCUCCCUCUGUGUUCAGUGGAGCGAGGUCAGGAACGGAGACUGUUCUCAACGCACGCUCAGGUCCACCAAUAAUCAGGAAGAAGCAGUAGGCUCCCUGACCAUGAUUGGACAACACAUGUUUGGAAUCUGUUGGUUUUCCAGCUGUGCUUUAGUCCACUAAAAGCCUCGGUAAAAUACUCUUUUUUUUUGUGUUCUUCAAUAUCCUAAAGCCUGUGUUAAACACUUACAAAACACUUAAUUAUGUUUGGUUAUGGAAUGUGUAUUAUAGUGAUAGUUAACUUCUUCAGUUGUUCAAUAUUUCUGCCUGAACUAAUGAGAAAGCUAACAAUUUUUCAUCGUGUUUCUUUGUAUAAACCAGACACACAGGAAGAUUCUACUGGGUGGUCUAUUCAUUUCAAAAAAGAAAUAAGAUUAGUAAGAAAAAGUAGUGUUUUCCUACGGGACACACGGUGGCGGGUCUGGCGAGCUAAAUGCUAACAUUUGCUCUGAUGACUUCAUAUCUGUCCAAUUACUACAAUCCUUCAUGUUAAAAAUAUAAAGUUAAAAGACUAAUUUUUGUCAAAAGUGUUGCAAAAAAAAAAGAUUUUUAAAAAUGUAAUAUGAGCCAAUAGAAAUACACAACUCAACAUAACGGUCCUGUCAUUUGUAUUAUAUUUAAACAAAUACAUUGAAAAACUUGUUCCAAUAUACUAGUUUGUUUUCUUUAUUUUUUAUAACAUAACGAUUUUUUUCUUGCAGUUUUUGUCACAAAGCAUUUAUCUACUCUUUCCGGGUGCAGGGUAAUAAUGAGAAACACGAGCGAAACUGCAAGACUUUUUUUGGAAAUCUGUUGUGACAAGACUUCCCAUUCCGUCUCACCCAUUCUACUUUUCAUUGUAAGAAGUGCCAGCAAUAUUAUAAUUGUCCAUUGAUGUAAUAAACCGUUCAAAAAUA
Molecule: messenger RNA, 1265 nt
Organism: Trematomus bernacchii (emerald rockcod)
Lineage: Eukaryota; Metazoa; Chordata; Actinopteri; Perciformes; Nototheniidae
Gene: mustn1a
Product: musculoskeletal, embryonic nuclear protein 1a
Exons: 3
Coding region: 179-421 (80 amino acids)
Biological process (GO): tissue regeneration; chondrocyte proliferation; chondrocyte differentiation
Cellular component (GO): nucleus
Source: RefSeq, a predicted model, not a curated record